AUGAUCCGGGGUGUGGAGGCGCAGAUGGCGGACAACGCCCCUCAGCCGCCACCCGUCAUCUUCUGCCAGGACUCCCCGAAGCGGGUGCUGGUGUCGGUCAUCAGGACGACCCCGAUCAAGCCCACAUGCGGCGGGGGAGGGGAGCCAGAGCCGCCGCCUCCGCUCAUCCCCACCAGCCCUGGCUUCAGCGACUUCAUGGUGUACCCGUGGCGCUGGGGCGAGAACGCGCACAACGUGACGCUCAGCCCCGGAGCCUCCGGGGGCGCAGCCUCGGCUGCCUUGCCUGCCGCCGCCGCCGAGCACCUGGGGCUGCGCGGACGGGGCGCGCCGCCGCCCACCGUCUCGGCCGCCGCCGCCUCGGGAGGUGAAGACGAGGAGGAGGCGAGCAGCCCGGACAGCGGCCACCUCAAGGAUGGAAUCCGACGUGGUAGACCCAGAGCAGAUACUGUACGGGAUUUAAUAAGUGAAGGAGAGCAUUCGUCCAGCAGAAUCCGUUGUAACAUCUGUAAUAGGGUGUUUCCACGGGAGAAAUCACUCCAGGCUCACAAAAGGACUCAUACAGGUGAGAGACCUUAUCUGUGUGACUACCCAGACUGUGGAAAAGCCUUUGUUCAAAGUGGACAGCUCAAAACCCAUCAGCGUCUUCACACCGGAGAAAAACCUUUUGUUUGUUCAGAAAACGGCUGCCUAAGCAGAUUCACCCAUGCAAACCGCCACUGUCCGAAGCACCCUUACGCCAGGCUGAAGCGAGAGGAGCCCACAGAUGCUCUCAGUAAGCCCCAGGCUGUGGACAACCAGGCUGCUGCUGAGUGGUUGGCAAAGUACUGGGAAACACGAGAGCAGCGCACUCCCACCUUGAAAGGCAAGCUGGUUCAGAAGGCUGAUCAGGAGCAGCAGGACCCGCUGGAGUACCUCCAGUCCGACGAGGAAGACGAUGAGAAGAGCGGUGCGCAGCGGCGGCUCCAGGAGCAGCGGGAGCGCCUGCACGGGGCCCUCGCCCUCAUCGAGCUCGCCAACCUGACGGGAGCCCCGCUCCGCCAGUAG
Messenger RNA from Rangifer tarandus platyrhynchus (Svalbard reindeer), 1044 nucleotides. The record is from the annotation of a GenBank genome assembly. NCBI's taxonomy places the organism in Eukaryota, Metazoa, Chordata, Mammalia, Artiodactyla, Cervidae.